This is a messenger RNA of Arvicola amphibius (Eurasian water vole), 1997 nucleotides long. RefSeq names its product junctophilin 1 (gene Jph1). The coding region runs from base 1 to 1974 and encodes 657 amino acids. Gene Ontology annotation, cellular component: endoplasmic reticulum membrane; plasma membrane; junctional membrane complex. The transcript is spliced from 5 exons. NCBI's taxonomy places the organism in Eukaryota, Metazoa, Chordata, Mammalia, Rodentia, Cricetidae. The record is from RefSeq and is a predicted model, not a curated record.
AUGACGGGCGGAAGGUUCGACUUCGACGAUGGCGGCACCUACUGCGGCGGCUGGGAGGAGGGCAAGGCGCACGGGCAUGGCAUCUGCACGGGGCCCAAGGGCCAGGGCGAGUACUCUGGCUCCUGGUCGCACGGCUUCGAGGUGGUCGGAGGCUACACCUGGCCCAGCGGCAACACCUACCAGGGCUACUGGGCUCAGGGCAAGCGGCACGGGCUGGGGGUGGAGACGAAGGGCAAGUGGAUGUACCGGGGGGAGUGGUCACAUGGUUUCAAGGGGCGCUACGGGGUCCGGCAGAGCCUGUCCACCCCCGCCCGCUACGAGGGUACCUGGAGUAACGGGCUGCAGGACGGGUACGGCGUGGAGACCUACGGGGACGGAGGUACCUACCAGGGCCAGUGGGCUGGAGGCAUGCGGCAUGGCUAUGGCGUGCGCCAGAGUGUGCCAUAUGGCAUGGCCACGGUGAUCCGCUCCCCACUGCGCACCUCGCUGGCCUCACUGCGGAGCGAGCAGAGCAAUGGCAGUGUCCUGCAUGACGCUGCCGCCGCUGCUGCAGACAACCCGGCUGGCACCAGAGGUGGCUUCGUGCUUAAUUUCCACGCGGACACAGAACUGGGCAAGAAGAAGGGUGGCCUCUUCCGACGGGGCUCCCUGCUUGGCAGCAUGAAACUGCGCAAGUCCGAAUCCAAGUCUUCCAUCUCCAGCAAGCGCAGCUCCGUCCGCAGCGAUGCAGCCAUGAGCAGAAUCAGUUCCAGUGAUGCCAACUCCACCAUCAGCUUCGGUGACGUUGACUGUGAUUUUUGCCCUGUGGAAGAUCACGUGGAUGCCACCACCACGGAAACCUACAUGGGCGAAUGGAAGAAUGAUAAGCGCACCGGCUUCGGCGUCAGCGAGCGCUCCAAUGGCAUGAAGUACGAAGGCGAGUGGGCCAAUAACAAGAGGCAUGGGUACGGCUGCACCGUGUUUCCCGAUGGCUCCAAGGAAGAGGGAAAAUACAAAAAUAAUAUCCUAGUCCGUGGAAUAAGGAAGCAGCUUAUACCAAUCAGAAAUACAAAAACUCGGGAGAAGGUGGAUAGAGCAAUUGAAGGCGCACAAAGGGCUGCCGCCAUGGCCAGAACCAAAGUGGAAAUAGCAAACUCAAGGACUGCACAUGCCAGAGCGAAAGCUGACGCUGCUGACCAGGCUGCCCUGGCUGCCCGCCAGGAGUGUGACAUUGCAAGAGCCGUGGCCAGAGAACUGUCGCCUGAUUUCUACCAGCCAGGCCCUGAUUAUAUCAAACAAAGAUUUCAGGAGGGGGUAGAUGUUAAAGAAAAUCCAGAAGAAAAGGUACCAGAAAAGCCGCCAUCCCCAAAGGAAUCCCCGCAUUUUUAUCGCAAGGGUACCACACCCCCCAGGUCCCCUGAAGCAAGUCCCAAACAGAGCCACUCCCCCCAGCCUUCCUCCCCAAAACCCAUGAAGAAACAAAACCCUGGCUCAGGGGCAAGACUCAGUCAAGAUAAAAGGAACAUGACUGAGGAGCAGGUGACAGCCAUUGUCAGUAAGCCCUUGAUGUCAAAGGCUCCUUCCAAGGAACUCGGAGCAACCAAGUUCUCUGGCCGCCAUCACGUCCCCAACCCCAGCAACGGGGAGCUGCACUCUCAGUAUCACGGCUACUAUGUGAAACUGAACACGCCCCAGCAUCCUCCGGAAGAUGGGGAGGAUGACGGUGGAGCCAGCCAGUCUUCCUCAGCAUUGGUACACAGGCCGUCAGCUAACAAGUGGAGUCCCCCUAAAUCUGUGACAAAAUCAGUUGCCAAAGAAAGCAAAGCUGAGGCAAAAGCCAAGAAGUCUGAACUUGCUAUACCAAAGAAUCCAGCAAGCAGUGAUUCCUGCCCUUCAGAAAAAGAAGUCAAUUCAGGCCCUAAUUCCAUCAUGAUUGUCCUGGUCAUGCUGUUGAAUAUCGGGCUGGCCAUUCUUUUCGUUCACUUUCUGACUUGAUUGGAAUUAGGCAAGGUAAGCGC